Hyaloscypha bicolor E is the source of this 858-nucleotide messenger RNA. RefSeq names its product ribonuclease T2. The coding region runs from base 1 to 858 and encodes 285 amino acids. NCBI's taxonomy places the organism in Eukaryota, Fungi, Ascomycota, Leotiomycetes, Helotiales, Hyaloscyphaceae. Gene Ontology annotation, biological process: RNA catabolic process. Gene Ontology annotation, molecular function: ribonuclease T2 activity; RNA binding. The transcript has 4 exons. Gene Ontology annotation, cellular component: extracellular region. The record is from RefSeq and is a predicted model, not a curated record.
AUGCCUCUCGAAAUACCCUCUGUUCGGUCUCUCAGCGCUUUCGCCAGUGGCCUCCUCUCUCAGCUCCCCUUCGGAAACUUCAACAAUCCAUCGAGAGCCUAUGUUCCAUACGGCAAUGCACCAAGCUGUCCCAUUGACAGCCCUCUCUCCUGCCACAAUAGCACAGAAGCUCCAGAUAGCUGUUGUUUCAUCUACCCCGGAGGACAAAUCCUGCAGACCCAAUUCUGGGAUACUAGCCCAGCAAUCGGGCCAGAUGAUUCUUGGACUUUGCACGGCUUAUGGCCAGAUCUUUGCGACGGCAGCUACCCACAAUUCUGCACCAGCGCCCCAACGUAUAGCAAUAUCUCCGACAUAAUCUCUGCCUCUCAGAACCCCGACCUCCUCUCCUUCAUGAACUCAUACUGGCUGCCGAAUUCUGGCACCCCAGAGAGCUUCUGGGAGCAUGAGUGGAAUAAACACGGUACCUGCAUAAAUACUCUUGCGCCGAGCUGUUAUGGGGAUGGAUAUCAGCCUGGCGACGAAGUUGUGGAUUUCUUCAAUAAGGCCGUGGAUACUUUCAAAGGCCUUGAUACCUACAAAGCUCUCGCAGCAGCUGGAAUUUUGCCCUCUACGUCAACGACCUAUACCUCUGAUGAGAUUCAAACUGCUCUCACCAAAAUCACCGGAAGUGCUGUGGUUCUCGGGUGCAAGGGAGGCAGACUGGAUGAAGCUUGGUACUCGUUCAACAUCCAAGGUUCUCUUCAAACUGGCGCAUUCGUGCCUACAAAUCCUGCUGGGAAGGGUGGCCGUGGCACUUGUCCACAGAAGGGAAUUAGAUAUCUCCCCAAGUCUUCGUCAUCGGCGAACAAGGACUUGUAA